This is a messenger RNA of Morone saxatilis (striped sea-bass), 14050 nucleotides long. It is a transcript of the gene wnk3, whose product is annotated as serine/threonine-protein kinase WNK1. Lineage: Eukaryota; Metazoa; Chordata; Actinopteri; Moronidae. The record is from RefSeq and is a predicted model, not a curated record. Bases 1042 to 11292 code for a protein of 3416 amino acids. The transcript is spliced from 25 exons. Gene Ontology annotation, biological process: monoatomic ion homeostasis; intracellular signal transduction; positive regulation of sodium ion transmembrane transporter activity. Gene Ontology annotation, cellular component: cytosol; cytoplasm. Gene Ontology annotation, molecular function: protein serine/threonine kinase activity; chloride channel inhibitor activity; potassium channel inhibitor activity.
GAGCCCUGUGGCAGUGAGAGCGUGCGGGCAGAGCGCGCUCAGUGCACACGAGAAGCUGCUGAAGGCCGUCGGAGUCGUGCUCGUGCGUUGUAAAUUAUGUACAUAAGUUGCUGAUUUUAUUAUUCGGGUUCACAUGAAUGGCGGGUCGCACAACUCGGAGCCGCCGACCCGAGCAGCGAGUGAGGGAAUCUGUAGAGCAACCAGCAACCGCUGUCUGAGCGGACCGAGCCUCGACGACUCCGGUGGGGAUUUUCAAGCCGACACCGCCGCGGAAAGCGUUCACACAAUAUAAAGAGAACAAACUAACGGAGCAGAGAUUAGUAUUGGUUUUUUUUUUUUGUAAAUGUAUUUUUUCAGUGGGUGUAAUAAUAAUAAUAAUAAUAAUUUUGUAGGCAGACAGCCCAGUGUAAAUCUCAUGUAAUAAGGUUUGUAAAAAAAAAAAAAAGAUAAAGGAAUAAUAAUAACAAAAAAUAAUAAUCCAGUUAUCAGUGAGUUAGCUAGCUAUCUGCGCUGAGCUGCUCGUUUUUCUUUGAAAGAAAUAUAUCGCUGGACCGACGACCUACGAUGCUACAUUUGGGGUUUACUUGAAGAUAUUCACACAGCAGUUUGAAAGAAAAACACAGCAGCUUUCCCAACAGGCUUGAAAAACUCUCCUGGUUUUGUGUGUUUUUGUAAGAGCUGGGAGACGUGUGGUUUACUUGGUUUGGUACUGCAACUAAGUGAAAAGAAAAUUUAGGAAAUGGUGAGAAGAAAAGUGAGGACAGAAACUAUUCUCUAACAGCUGUGGUCUCACCCUCCUGUGCUACUGUAAAGUACCUAACAAAAGGAGGCAGGGAGACAGACAGCGGAAGAAAAGUGGGAGGGUUUGAUCAAGACCGGCUUUCAGUCACCUGCAGCACUGGAAGAACAGCCUAAUAGAGUAGAAGGGGUGAGUGGGUGACCACAGAAAGAGAGAGAGACGGGGACUGACAGAGGAGCAAAGGUUUGGAGGAGGAGGAGGAGGAGGAGGAGGUCUAGGAGGAGUGGGAAAGGCCAUAUCCCAUGGCUACUGACCCAGGAGAGCCCACAGGCACCGAGGAUUCCUCGGAGAAACCUGAUGGACAGAGGGAGGAGGACACGGAGCGGGAGGGCAGGGCUGACCCACAGAGAGAGAGGACGCACAGCACCCCCUCGGACUUCCCCUCCUCCCAGACUCAGGAGAGGAAAACAACAGGAGGAGAGGAUGGAGCAAUCCGAGGAGGAGGAGGAGGAGGAGGAGGAGGGGAAGCCAGCCAGGCGGGUAAGGAGAACCCAGUUAGACCGAUUUCAUUCUCCACACCCUCCUUACCAGUUGACACUGGCCAGAAGCGACUGAGGAGGGAGAAGCGCUUCUUCAGGAAGAGUGUGGAGAUUUGUGAGGAGGACGAUGUGGUGGAGGUGCCCCCGGAGGCGCCCCACAGUGCCCCCCACCUGGAGCUGCGUUCCUCUGACUCAGUCUUCACCAGCAGUGCUCAGCAGCAAGGGGUUGCUUCAUCCUGUGCUGCCCUGGGCCAUGACCCAUCCUGCCCCAGCUCUAGCCAGGAGCCUGGCAAGGAUGCUCCUUCCCUCACAGCUGCCCAGAGGGGGAAGGAGAGGGACCGUGAGCAGGAGGAGGAGGCAGAGAUGAAGGCCGUGGCCACCUCUCCUGGAGGCAGAUUCCUCAAGUUUGACAUUGAACUGGGCAGAGGAGCCUUCAAGACUGUGUAUAAAGGCCUGGACACAGAGACUUGGGUGGAGGUGGCUUGGUGUGAACUUCAGGACCGCAAGCUGACCAAGGCGGAGCAGCAACGCUUUAAGGAGGAGGCCGAGAUGCUGAAGGGGCUUCAGCACCCCAACAUCGUCCGCUUCUAUGAUUCCUGGGAGUCUGUGCUGCGUGGCAAGAAGUGCAUCGUACUGGUCACUGAACUCAUGACUUCGGGAACACUCAAAACUUACCUGAAGCGCUUUAAGGUCAUGAAACCCAAGGUCCUGAGGAGUUGGUGUAGGCAAAUCCUGAAGGGCCUUCACUUCCUUCACACCAGGACUCCUCCAAUAGUCCACCGGGAUCUGAAGUGUGACAACAUCUUCAUAACAGGCCCCACGGGCUCAGUCAAGAUAGGUGACCUGGGACUGGCCACUCUUAUGCGGACCUCCUUUGCGAAGAGUGUCAUAGGAACCCCGGAGUUCAUGGCUCCAGAGAUGUAUGAGGAGCACUAUGAUGAGUCUGUGGAUGUCUACGCCUUUGGGAUGUGCAUGCUGGAGAUGGCCACUUCAGAAUACCCCUACUCUGAGUGCCAAAAUGCUGCCCAGAUCUAUCGCAAAGUCACAAGCGGUAUAAAGCCAGCCAGCUUUGAUAAGGUGAAUGACCCAGAAAUCAAAGAGAUCAUUGAAGGCUGCAUCCGUCAGAACAAGAGCCAGAGACUCUCCAUCAGAGACCUCCUCAACCAUGCAUUCUUCGGGGAGGACACAGGGGUCCGGGUGGAGCUGGCAGAAGAGGACACAGGCAUCCAGGACUGCCUGGCUCUCCGGAUUUGGGUUGAAGAGCCGAAAAAGCUAAAAGGGAAGCACAAAGACAAUGAGGCCAUCGAGUUCAGCUAUGACCUGGAGAAUGAUAGUGCUGAGGAAGUGGCUCUAGAGAUGGUGAAGUCAGGAUUCUUCCAUGAGAGUGAUGCCAAGGUGGUGGGAAAAUCCAUCCGGGAUCGGGUAAAUCUGAUCAAAAAGUCACGGGAGCGUCGACAGCAGCAGCUCCUUCAGCAGCAGCAGGGCUUUGAAGAAAGAAGAGACUCCACUCUCACCUCCUACACCUUUUCUCAUCCAUCCUGCCCGUCCUCACUGGGGCCAGGGGCAGCUGGACAGACAGGAGUAGGAGGAGGAGUGGGAGGAGGAGGAGUGGGAGGAGGAGGAGUGGGAGGAGGAGGAAUGGGAGGAGGAGGAGGUGUAGGAGGAGGAGGAGGAGGAGUAGGAGGGGGUCAAGAGUCUGAGGAGCUGCCUGAAGUGGACCAGCAUGUCAGGCAGCAACAUAUUUUCAGUGGGACAACCCUUAGUCUGCCAGGCGAGAGCAUUGGGUCGGCCAGCUGUGAAUCCUAUGCAAGUGGACAAAGCCAAGCAUACUCUCAGCAAGGGGAAUCAUACACUCACUCCCAGACUACUUUCCCCCCUACGGCAUCUAGCACUGGCGCAUUGGCUCAUCCUCAAAUGGUCUCCAUUGGAGAGAGUGGAGGGGUUCCAAAUGUGCCUAUUGGCCAGAGUGUUAGUAUGUCCAGCAUGUCCAUAGGCCACAGUGGAGGGGGACCCGUGGGUCAGACUUUUCUUCAGUCCAGUACCAUGGUUCCACAGGUAUCAGCAAGUGUCCCUCAACAAUAUUUUCAGUCACAAACAUUCCCAUCAGAUGCAUUUCAAACUGCCACACCCCAUGGGUCAAUGGCCCCCUCACAGUCAUACAUACCCCCUGUUUCCCCACAAGCACCCAUUAAUGUUCUCACUACAUCCAUGUCAGUCAGUGAUCCUGCUGGACUAGCGGGGACCAUUGUGCCCCUCGCUCAGCAGACCCAACCCCCUGCCACUCCCAUGCAGCUGACUGACAUCAUUCCCCAGACAGCACCCCAGCAAACACAGCCUGUCAUGAUCCCUCAGCAGACUAUUGUCCAACAACAACAGAUAGGGAUGGAUCCCCAGACCUCCACCCUUCAGCAGCAGCAGCAACAGCAAAUGGAGGCCCAGGCCACUCUGCUCGAACAACAAGUUGGUACCACUCAGCCACCAACGGAGCAUCAUCUACAAAACCUUCAAACUUCAGCUGUCCAGAAACAUCAACAUGAGCCUCAGCAGCAGAUCUAUGUACAGCAGCCUGUUCCUCCUGUCCACACAAUUCCUCAGCAGCAAGUAUUACCUACACAAACAGGUAUGGAGCAGCGAGCUAUGUCAUUACCACAGCCAGGGGAACAACCUCAGACUUAUAAACAGCAACCAACAGGGGAUCCUCGUGAGCAGACCAUGAUACAACCACAACAACUGCAGCAACAGCUUCAGCAACAGCAAACUCUGCUACAACAGCAACAGCAACAAGCUUUACUGCUUGAACAACGUCAGACGUACGUCCAGCAACAGGUUGAUCAACAGCAACAAACAGCGUUGCUUCAACAGCAGCAACAACAACAGGCCCAAUUAAAUCAGUUUCAACUGGAGCAGCAGCAAGCACUCAUACACAAGCAAUUGUUGGAUCAACAACAGCAGCAAGCUCUCAUUCAACAGCAAGAGCAGCAACAACAACAACCACAACAGUCGCUUUUACAACACCAGUUAGAGCAGCAACAACAACAGCCGACUUUACAGCAACAGCAGCAGAGCCAGUUAUAUCAACAAAUUGGACAACCCCAAGCUGGAACACAAAAAGAACCAGAGAAGCAACAACAAAGUGGACAACAGCAGCAACAGAUUGUAUUGCAGCAGCAGCCUCAGCAGACUCAACAGCAAACGGAACAACAAUUGCAGCAGCAAGCCAUACUCCGACAAAUAGAACAACAACAGCAACAAGCACUAAUACAACAGCAUCUGCAACAGCAGGCUAUUUUACAACAGCACCAGCUACAACAGAAAGCUCAGCUACAGCAACAGCAACAAGAGCAGCAACAGGUACAACUCAUGCAGCAGAUAGAGCAGCAACAGCAAGCUCUGUUGCAGCAACAGUUAGAACAACAGCGUCAGCAACAAGUCCUGUUGCAACAACAACAAGCAGAGAGAUUACAGCAACAAGCUCUGUUACAGAAACAGAUUCAAGAGCAGCAGCAACAAGCAGCCAUCCUUCAGCUUCAGAAAACUGAGAAACAAGAAGCUGUGCCUAUUCCACAAAGUAACAGUGAGCAGCAGAUUCAGCCGCAAACAAGUGAUAUACAGCAUGUGUGUAUCCCACAGCUAAACACUACCCAGCUUGCACCUCAUACCACUCUCACACAGCAGCAAGUGAUAGAGCAACAACAGCACGCAGCAUUGAUCCAGCAGCAGCAAGUAUUUAUUGCCCAGCCGCAGCAUCAUACCUCAGUAAUGGAACCACAUAUCUCAGUUGGAGCUCCUGCCGGCACUGAGGUGAUUCAGCACCAAACUCAAAAAGCCUCACAGGCCCAGGUCCUCAUGGCCAAUCAGACUACACAGAUCCCUGUCCAGACGUCUGCUGUUGUCCCAGCUCAAGUUCUUACCCAGCAAGGACAAAGUGAGGCCCAUUCCCAGAACCAGGGUCAGGUCCCAGUCCAAUUUAUAGCCCAGUCUACAGUCCAAGCACCUCAAGCUAUGACUGAGGCCCAAGCGACUCUUCCAGCAGCAAUGAUCCAGGGACAGACCCACGUCAUCCAGACCCAGCAAAUUCCUUUACAGCCUAGUUAUGCAGGACCUGCCACUCACACACAGAGCCAGGUAACUGCUCAGCCAUUAAUCCAGACUCAGCCUCUGCAACUGACAAUUAGUCAGUCCCAGCCACCACAUAGCCAGGGCCCAACUGUGGACAUUCAGAUGAUGGGCCAACAAAGCCAAGCUGCUGUCCAGCCUCCAGCUGCAAUUGCCUCAAUUCCCAGUCAGAUCCAACAUGAGACUCUUGUUCAGCAAAAUUCUCAGAUGCCAGGGCUCAUGCAGGCCCAGCUCCAGCAACAAACACAAGGCCAGCCACCUAUCCAGGUGCAUGUUCAGGCUGCUGCCAGCCUGUUGGCACCUCAGUAUGUUCCCCAGCCUACCCACCAAGCCAUGGUAUCUGGACAACAGGAUAUAACUCAUAUUAUGCAGCAGCAGCAGCAGCAGCAGCAGCAGCAAGACCCACUACUACAGUAUCAGCAGAUGAUUCUGUCUCCUGGCCCAGCUGGAAGUGUUGGAACUACAGCAGAUCUUAGUCUCAGUUCUGUAGUUGACCCUGCUAACUUUGUUGCCGCUUCUCAUCCUGUGCAGCAGGCUGGACAUGCCUAUGUUUCGGGCCAAACAACACUACAUCCAGUUGUUCAGGCCCAGCAGCAACCCCUAGGAAGCACUGCUGACCCUUCAGUCAUUCAGCCCAUCUCCCAGCCUACUAUUCCUACUGGCCAAUACCAGCAACAGCUACAGAAUCUUUCUCAAGUGUAUCAACCACUAGCUUCACAGGCCCAGUUACUGGCACAGCCCAUCCCAACUACCAUCCAGCAACCACUUCCUCCAAAGCAGGCUACGAUACCCCUCGAUGAGAGUCAGCUGCCCCCGCAGGGUCCACCUGCUUCACAUCUGGUGACCCAUUCCGCUGCACAGAUAGUCCCCAGUAAUGUGGCCGGGCCUCAGUCCCAGAACAAGACCCAGCCCCGGUAUAGUCAUCUAGUGGCAGGCGCCCCUUCGUCUCCGCAGCACCAAGCCAAGCAGAUGCUGCCAGCUCACACACACACACAAACCAGCAUUCAGGCCCAAACACACUCCCAAACACAGACACACGUUCAGACACAAGCUCAUUCUCACACUCAGACACACACUGAGACACCUGUUGCUGAACAGCCUAUCCUGCCCCAUGCUGUCUUUCCUGCACAACAGAUGCCCCUCAGCCCCUCUCAUACCUCAUGUCCCCCAACAUCACUACCAUCUCUUCCAUCCCUACCAUCCCACCCUUCUGCUGCUGCCCCUGCGCCAGAGCUGCCUACAUCUCCACCAGCGGCUCAGGUAACCUUACCAGGGCAGGCCGAUUUUAUACCCACCUCUCCUCCGCCUGUCACUACUCUUCAAUCGCUUGAUUCUAAUGCCCCCAAACUGCCCCAAGCCUCGCUGCAAGACUGUGACCUUUCCCUGCUGGGCAUUGCUCAGGAUGGUCCGUACCUGUCAAGCACAGAACGUCAUUCUUCGUCAGGGUCUUUUCCAGCUAAUGGAGAAGAAACUCUCCAGCUCUUGGCCAAUGGGAAAAUUGACAAAUUAAAAGCUCAAAGAAGAGCUUCCUGCCAGAGGCCUGAGAAAGUUUCACAUCAGUUUCAACUGAGCAUGCUCCAGGUGUCUGGCAGUGGGGACAAUAUGGUGGAAUGCCAGUUGGAGACACAUAGCAACAAGAUGGUGACAUUUAAAUUUGACAUUGAAGGGGAUGCACCCGAGGACAUAGCAGAUUACAUGGUCGAGGAGGACUUUGUCCUUGAUGUAGAGAAAGAGAAAUUUGUUGAGGAACUUAGAGCCAUAGUUAAGAAAGCUCAUGAAAUUCUUCAAACACAUUCACUGACUGGAUCAACUGACCAGCUGCAUGUGAGCACUCCCACUAGCUCUUCGGUGGACUCAGUGCCCCAUUCCUCCCCAGUGGGACGCUGGCGCUUCUUUAUCAACCAGACCAUCCGCCAUAGAGACUCUCUAUCCAGCCAGGGAGCAGGCACUCCACCACCCACUUCAGAGAUGAGAAUACCUCAGUCUCCUAAAAUGGAGAAAGCUGUAGAAAGUGAAGGAUCCCAGAGUCUGGAGUCCUUGACUGGAAUGACCUCUCCCCCCUGCCCCACCCUUUCUGCAACCUCCCCUCCAGUCUCCACUAUUUCAGCCCCUGUCUCCAUGGCCCCCUCAGCCACCGCUGCCCUGGCUCCUAACACUGCUGCUUCUGAAAGCAUCUCUGCACCAGCCUCCACACUUGAAGCAUCUGUCCCUGUCACUGCUUCAGGUGGUCUCGAAAUCCUCACCUCAGCUUCUGUUGACCAAAUUCCCAGUGCUCCUUCAUCCAUAGCAAUACCUGCUGUUGCUAACCUCCCCGCCUUGUCCACUGCUCCUACUGUUGUGUCCCCUACUCCCACCACCAUUCUGCCAGAUAUGAUUACUUCUCCUGGAACCAGUGGUUGCUCCAUUGUAGGUCAAAGUAUAGGGGAUACAGUGAUAACCGCUCCAAGGUCAUGUGUGCCUGCAGCGGACCAGUCUUCAACUUCUUUUUAUUCCUCUCCUCCUGCUGCUGCGGUGAUCCCUUCAGCAGUAAGCCAAUUUGGCAUGGAGCAGCAGCAGACACUCACCCAGGUGGUUAAACCCGCCCCACAACAACCACAGCCACAGCCACAGCCGCAGCCACAGCUACAGGUACAGGUACAGGUACAGCCUCCAUUACAGCAGCAGGUACCAGCCGUUCAACAACAACUGCCGGCAGUGCAGCUUAAACAACAGUUACAGCAGGCAACACCACAGCAGCAACUGCAAUCACAACAUCAAGAACAAAUUCAGCUGCAGCAGGAACGAGCACUGCAACAGUCUCUCCAGCAGUUGCAACAUCAGCAACUAAUGCAGCAACAAAUACCACUUCAACAACAGCUGACUGAGGUGCAGGUGCUGCCUCGACCAGGUAAUACAGAGUUGUUAAAACAGGCUGUGCCUCUGCAGCAGUUUCCAACCCCAGUGUCCCUACAGCAGACCCAACAACCCCUUCCUCAACAGCAAACACCACAGUAUACCCCGCAGUUGCUGCAACAGCCUCAGUUACAGCAGUUACCCCAGCAGGUAAUGGCACCCCAAGCUGCUGUGGUGCCCCAACAGCAGGCCCACAUUGAUCACCAGCAGCAGCAACAGUUAAACCUACAACAGACAAUACACUUACAGCAACAGCAAAUGGUGCAACAGCAGCUACAGCAGCAGCAACAUCAGCUGUUUAUGGGUACUGUGGCUUUAAAGCCAGAUCAAAGCCAAAUGCUGCCCCUGUCGAUUAGUCAACAGUUCCUUCAACAGCAGCCACAGCUAAAUGUUAGUCCUGUACCACAACAGCAGAUUCCACAACAAACCCAAAUUCCUGCUGAGCUGUCCCAACAAAAUAUACAGUCACAGAUACAGCUGCAACACAUUGAGCAGCAACAAGAGGCGGUUAAAGCCAUGGAGACACCCCAGAAACAGCAGAAUUUCCCCCUGCAGAAGCAGUCCUCUAUACAGAUGUCAGAGUCGGAGGUGUCCACAGGAGAGACAAGUGUCACAGAGGACACAUGCAGCUACUCUGCCCCUUUUCACCCUUCUUCUGACUCUUCUCUGCCACCUCUCCAUCUGGGCUCCACUGAUGCCCCCUUACCCGCCCUCUCCCUCACAAUGACACCAUCACCUGCUCAGCCCUCCUCUGUGGCCGAGUCAGACAGCGAAGGCCCCCCCAAAAUUGAAUUCGUAGACAACCGCAUAAAGACUCUGGAUGAAAAGCUGAGGAAUUUGUUGUAUCAGGAGUAUAGCAGUGGGGCAGCGCUGGCUGGGGGACUUGCCUCUGGGCCUACGUCCGCUGCCUCUACAUCAGCAGGAGGAGACGAGUCAUCUGAGCCACAAUCAAUCCACCACAUGUCUUUCCCCCCACCUAUCUCCUCCUCAGAUACUUCCCCUCACUCCUCAUCCUCCACAACCUCCUCCACCACCUCCCGGUCCUCGUCCACCUCCCCUGACCCGGAGAGGGAUCGGGUUGGAGAGGAGGCUUCCUCAGAGGCGCCCAACGUUGCGGAACUGGGCCCAGUGGAGCAACAGCCUGGCCCAUCUCUCCCCUCCACCUCUGCCUCGUCCACCCCGCCUACCUCUCUUCUGCCUCCCAAUCAGGAUGACUCUGCUGGGCCCCAGCGCCCACCUGUACCAGGAGAACCAACCAUUCUUGCUGUACCCCCACACUCUGACACCAGUACCACUGGAGAUGCAUCGUGGCCCCCCAAUCAGCACCCGAUCCCCCUCCGGCAUGGACAGCAGAAGCACAAUGCAGGAGGUGGAUAUUUUGGCCUAAACCUGACAUGUCCUAGUAUCAGAAAUCCUGUUAGCAAGAAAUCCUGGACUCGCAAAUUCAAAAACUGGGCGUGCAAACUGCGCCACUCCGCCAGCUUGUUCAAGAAGCCCAGAGUCCAGCAAGAUGGACGUUCCAGCAGUCAGACACUCAGAGAGGAGAAAGAGGCCCCACCACUAAAUCCACCACAGUCACGUAAAGGGCGAUUUCAGGUGACUCCAGUGCCCCAGUCCUCUCCCCCGAAGGAUGCGGCAUCAGGCCAUGGAAGCACUCACAGGAAAGUGGGACGCUUCUCUGUAACCCAGGCUGAGACUAAGAGAGAGGACAGGCACACUGACAGUUCCCCGGUGUCUCCCGAUUUGGAGAGGGAUAGAAGGAAAUCUCGGGCAAAGGAGGGAGAGAAGGAAGAAAGUAAGAGGACCCCAUCAAUGGCUCACCUGCCUCGAGGUCAUGGGCACAGCCACUCACCCUUAGGGAGCAGUGAUGAUGAUGAUGAGAGUGAGCUGGAGGACGAAGACCUGAGAAAAGAACUACACAAGCUCAGGGAGAAGCACAUCAAAGAGGUGGUAUCCCUUCAGGCCCAGCAGAACAGAGAGCUGCAGGAACUGUACAGACAGCUCCGUUCCUUCAAAGACCAAAGGCAGAGUCUGCCUGCCUCCCUGUCCCGAACGCCUCCCCUUCCCACGGCACCUCCUGUCCUCUCUCCCCGUAGGCCCAGGCCAGCCAAAAUCAAGCUCCGACCUCGGCCUCACUCUCACAUGGAUAACAACGGAGUUACGCACUCUGGAAUUCAGCAGUCAAGUAGUUACUCAGGUGGUGAACAGAGUAGACUGCCCCUGUACUGCAACCCAGAACACCACACUACACUGCCUGCUAAAAGAGAUCACAGCCCUCUAAGAAAAAGCACAUUCACAGAUGAGCUGCACAAACUCGUUGAUAAUUGGACAAAGGAAACGGUCGGCCCCUCCCCCCCCAAGCCUUCACUGAAUCAAAUCAAACAGAUUCAGCAGGUACAGGAGUUGGGAGGCUGGAGCCAGCCGGCUGAGGUGGCUCCACCAGGUUGGUUCCCAGUGGCACCACUGAACCCCCAGGCAACCCCGACCCCUGCCAGCUUGCCAGUGGCAGCCCCUUCCCAUUACACAGGAGGAGGGAGCCUGUCCACCCUGCACUCUCCGGGACCACCACCACAAACGCACAUGGCUCAAGUGCCACCGAUGCAGCAAAGUUUACAACUCCAUCAGUCUCUCCCUCUCCAGCAGAUGACCUAUCAACAGUCCCCACUCCGCCAACAGAUACCACAGCCCCGGAUGCAAACUCCCAUACAGUCUCAGUCACUACCACAGACACAACCUAUCACCCAGCUGCCCCACUCACCACCUCAAAGCCAACCACUGCUGCCUUCCCAAAUGCCCACAUCUCCGGUGUCUACGGCCGCGCCUCUGCUGCCUGGCAGUGGCGCCACUGCACCCACAGAUAGCACUGCUGCUACUGGUGGAACAUUUUGCUCCUGUUCCUCAUCUUCUUCCACCUCUUCUUCUUCUUGUUCUACUGCUGCUCUACCUUCCAGUGCCAAAAUUCACCCUACACCCCCCACCUCUACUCUUCCUCUGGGACAGAAAUGAAACCAUGGAGAAGUGUGAGAUCAAUAUGAAGGUGCAAGAGAUGGAAAUACUAAGUGGAUCAGGACGUAACGCAGAUCCAUGUGGAGUGUUAGUUCUGUGUAUGCAUGAAGGAGUUGUGACUGCGAUGAAUAUAUGGAUUCCAGUGUACUUCUGGGUGAGAUGAGGAGUGAAUGUGAGAGACGAUAGAUCCUAGUAUGUACAGACAGAGGGUAAUAUGGAACACAGCAGCUGGGGUUUAUGAAUCAUGGUAUGUUUGGGUGUUGAGAUGUAUAAAUUCUUAAAUGUAUGAUUGUGUGCGUUUAUGAGUGUGCGUGUGAGUGUUAAUGGGUUAUCCGAGUACAUAUCCCUUAUGUCCUUUUACACAAAUUAACGUUCAUGUUUUUGUUUUUAAACCAACACAGUUGGACCCGAACUCUCCCUUAGCAGAGACAAGAAGGACAAAAUAUUUGACAGUGUGUUGACAUUUUUUGUUUAAUUUGUCAAUGCUUACAGUGAAAGGACUACCAAUUUUAAAAGUGCAAUUAGUAAUGGUCAUCUAAAUUGAUCAGCAUGUAUUGUAUGAAUUUGUCUGUAAGGCAUAAAAUAUUUUUGUAGAAGCACAUGGAUAAAAACCAGACGCAUAGAGAAUCUUUUCAUGAUGGUUACAUGAUCCUUUAAAAACUAUAGGCCUAUAGCAAAAGGUGUUUCAAUGGGAAAUGAAAAAAAAAUGAAACAACAGCAUGUUUAGCAGAAGAGCACGGCAAAGUUAUCUGGCUACCAUCAUUACCACAAUGCGACCAAAUGCACCGUUGCAGUAUUUGUGCACGGGUACAGCAUGUGCUUCAUUUGUAUUAUUUUAUGUUUAGCAGUUGUAACAUAGAAACUGUCUAAAUUACCAUGAGUGAUGUGAUAUAAUGAAUUAAGAUUAAUUCAUAAUACGAUGGUAAAUUGAAAUACGCCAUCUAUGUUCAGUUGAUACCUGGAUACCCUCAGUUCAAGACUGCAUGACCUUAUGACUAACUUGACUUGCCUGAGUGCAAACUGUUUGCACUUGCUGUAUAUUCACGAAUUUCACAUUUACUAUUUGCAGCCUACUGAGAUAAUUCAUCAGUCAUGAAUAAAUUUGUUUUCAGUAUGAUAUGCUUUCACAUUUGACAUUUUUUGCUUUCAGUUUGAGCUCUGCAUAUCAAAGUAUACCAUGGUGUCAUGCUGAGGAGGAAUAUGAAAAAGAAAAAAAACUGCCAAGUUACUAUAGACUGGGGAGACCAUAUGGAUUAUUCCCAUAUUGCCUUUUAAAAUUACUUCAUUUUUGUGGGUGUGUGAGUGUAUAUUUUUUCUGUGUGACAAAGCUUUGUGAUAGUCCCAUGGUAUAUUGCAUUAUAAACUGCAUCCCUGUUUGUUUCAUUCAAAGCGGCCUCUCAAAUGUCACUGUACACAUCUGAAAAUGUUUACUCUGACUAUGUUUUGGGCUUGUUUCCUCAAGACAACAAAACAAGUGAGAGGUUAGAGCAUAUACCAGUUGUAAUUUUAAUGUCCAACACCCUUGUGAGAUCCUCACUUGCCUGUUUGUCAACUUUGUUCAGCACUGGACUAAUUCCUUAUUUCAACUGUAAACUCUUUAGUCUUUGACAAUAGGCUGUCAGUGUGAAUGCAUCUGUCAGAAGCUGAACUGUGGGCCAUAAUUGUGCUUUAUGCAUACUGCAAAAAAGGUUUACUCUAGUCAAAAAUGCUCCAUUCCUCUAUUUCUAAACUCAUUUAAUUUGUAGAUGCACAGUGUAAUAUAUCAGCAGCUGAUAUAUUACUGUACAUUUUAUUGGGUUAUCAGUGCACUUAGCCAUACACACAUUUGACCUUCAAUGGUCAGGCGUUCACUUUUUGGCAUAAUAAGUAGCCUGUAGUCAAACGGCAUUUUUGUUUUAUUAAUGAUAGAGAGAUUGUGUGCCACUGAAAACAGGAGAUUGUACCGGUUGUUAAAGACUGCUAAACGUGAGUCAAAGUGAUUUAAAACAUGAAUUGUUAAGGAGGAAUAGUUUGUGCUAAAGGUUAUGGUUGUUCAGAAACCACAAUUGCAUAAUCUAGAAUAUAACAACGAUAUUCUGUAUUUGUUGCUUUUCAAGACAACCCACAUUGUCACAGAGAUGUAGUUCAUUAUUAGUGAAGGUGAGAUACUGUGCUGUCAUGUCUGAUACUAACAUGUUGAUUGCAAGCUACAGCUUAAUUAUCAUUAUUCAUGAUGUGGAGCUGGCUUUGUCCUUGAAGUGUUACCAAAAUGUUAUCUCAAAGAUAAAGAUUAUUUUUGUAUUUGAAAUGGGGUUGUACAAAUUGUAAAAUUGUGUUCUCAUCAUUAUAAAUCGGAGGUUAUUUGAAACUAGAAAACACUGGUUUUCAUCCCUGUUUACAUGGAACUCCCCUGCCUUGAUAUACCUCUCUGAGUCCUGACAGGCCAGGGUCAUUUAAGAUUAUAUUCAGAGAAUUUUUGGUAAUUUUUGACACCUUAUGUCAGUUUUUAACCUGGAAGAUACAUUAAAGAAUGACAUAUGCCUUCCUGCUGAGCUGCAGGUCAGAUUUAAUAAACUUUAAGAUUAAUGCAACAAAAAUCCGGGGAGUCCCAAAAUGGCAUUAAUGAGAACCAAUGGUAAAAGGACAUUUGGGCAGAGAAACCUCGAAAAAUAAAGUAUGUUGUUGCUGGUGAUUUAGCCUCUGUAAAUUGUAACUAAUUCAACUGUUGAUUUUAUUUAUGUUUUGUAACUAAUCAAAAUAAAUGAUGUUAAACAUCAAA